UGAUAUUUUACUAAUCUUCCUUCCGCAACGCCACGUUUUACGAUCCCUUCCCUUCCGCAACGCCACGUUCCUUUCCCUAAUUUUUCUUGAGAAAACCUCUUCCCAAUUUCCAAUUCCCGAUUCCCAAUUUCACAAACCACUUUCUCCCUUUGUUUCCAAUUCCCGGUUCGCUUCCCAAUUUCCUGUUCAAGAUCCAUGGAAGUUCCUCAAUCGAUGGAAGCCUCUCAAUCGAUGAGAUCCUCUGUUCAAGAUCCCUACGCACUACAACCUGGUGAUCAUUCUGGUUUGGUACUGACCUUUCAACCAUUACAAGAAGAUAACUAUGCAUUUUGGAGUCGGUCAAUUCGCCUAGCAUUAAGGGGAAAGAGAAAAUUGGGAUUCAUAGAUGGAUCCAUCACUAAACCAGAUUCAACAAUCGACCCCAUGCUUGCUGAAUCGUGGCAAUACACGAAUGAUAUGGUUACAACUUGGCUUCUAAACUCUAUUUCAAAGGAUAUUGCUGCUAGCGUGAUCUAUGCUGGUUCUGCAGCUUUGCUAUGGCAAGACCUAGAAAUAAGAUUCUCUCAAAGCAACGGUCCAAGAAUCUUUGAGAUGAAAAAGGCUUUAGUUACCCUAACUCAAGGUAAUCUCUCUGUUUCUCAGUACUUUACCAAAUUAAAAAUAAUUUGGGAAGAACUUAACACAUUUUGGCCGCUUGCAAUGUGCACAUGUGGAGGAGUAAAAGCCUUCCAAUCUCAUCUUGAUCAAGAGCACGUCUUGUUCUUUCUAACGGGCUUGAAUGAUUCCUUCUCCAACAUAAGAGGUCAAAUUCUGUUAUCGGACCCCCUUCCACCUAUCUUGAAGAUUUUCUCUUUGGUUCUUCAAGAAGAGCGACAACGCGCUAUUGGCAUGGCAAAUUCUAUUGCGAUACCUCAAUAAGUAGCAUUUGCUGUGAAUCCCGCUCCUACAGCACAUCGAGGCCAGCCAGCGAAUCAAUACAGAGGAAAAGAAAACCAAGACUGUCCGCUCUGCACCCAAUGUGGUCUACUUGGUCACACACAAGAUAAAUGCUAUAAGCUCCAUGGAUAUCCACCAGGGUACAAUCAGAACAAGCAAAGGAAUCAGGUGAAUCUUGUUGCUGAAACAAUAUCUGAGCAAGAGAAGGAGCAUAUAGCUGACAAAGACUCUGGAAACAACUCAUGAGUCUUUUGCAGUCUCAACCAACUCUUUCCAGUAAUGACAAUCCUGAGAUAUGUGCAGGACCAGAUUUCCAAGAGGGUGAUUAGCAAAGGUGAUGAGUGUGGAGGUAUGUUCUUGUUGGAAUCUCCUCACCAUCAACUCUUCAAUUCUGUCAAACACUCCAAUUCUUUAGUUUGUCAUGUAGAUAGUUAUACUUGCCAUGCAAGAUUAGGUCAUGUGUCAGAAAAUGUGUUUGUAAAAUUGAGUCAGUUUCUUUCAAAUAAUCCCUUGAAAUUUGAUCACUCAAGAUGUGAGGUAUGUCCCUUAGCAAAGUUUAAACGUUUGUCUUUUCAUGCAAAUAACAACUUGUGUCAAUCUCCAUUUGAUUUGAUCCUUUGUGACAUUUGGGGGGACAUAUCAGACU
This is a messenger RNA of Arachis ipaensis, 1582 nucleotides long. RefSeq lists its product as uncharacterized. NCBI's taxonomy places the organism in Eukaryota, Viridiplantae, Streptophyta, Magnoliopsida, Fabales, Fabaceae. The record is from RefSeq and is a predicted model, not a curated record.